This is a messenger RNA of Cyclocybe aegerita, 7908 nucleotides long. The record is from the annotation of a GenBank genome assembly. NCBI's taxonomy places the organism in Eukaryota, Fungi, Basidiomycota, Agaricomycetes, Agaricales, Hemipholiotaceae.
AUGCCCCCGGCGUUCCCGACCCCCGUACUCGCCGUCUCCCCCGCCGCCGUGCGCGACCUUGACGGGAGCGAUGCCCUCUCCGGCCUCUGGACCCUAUUCACCAAAUGCAAAGAAUCACUCCAAGACGGCCGCCGGCUCGAGAACAUCGCAUGGCGGCUCUGGCACCGCGAGAUGGUGCUCUCGAGUCUUGUCCUCCACGAACACGAGCAUGGACGCGGACGGGAGGGUGGGGUGAAAGAGGGAUAUUGGGGAAAUGGAGGGUUGGAGGAGGAGUUUGAUGAGAAGGAGAGGGAGCUGGUUUGGUAUUCCCACCCGCACCUGCAUAACGAUGAACGGGGUGUGGAUGGUGUGUAUGCACCGCUCGCGCCCGAGUCGCAUCCGCACCCGACGCACCCACCGCAUUCGUACUCGUGCUCGCAUCGCCACGCGCCCUCACAUUCGAGUCCGAGCCUUCAUCCUGAAGACCGUCGACUGCAUCCCCAUCCCCAUUCCCAUUCACAACCACAACCGGACUCGCGCUCGCAUUCACGACCGGACUCGCAACACCCCUCGCGUUUGCCCUCGCUACAUUCACAUUCACAUUCACAACCGCAACUGCAUUCACAGCCGCAUUCACAUUUACAACCGCAUUCACAACCACCCUCGCCCUCACUACAUUCACAUCCACGUUCACAUUCUCGGCACGCACAGGGGGACACUGGAGUGAAAGUGCAAAUGGACGGCGAAGUAGGUGUGCGAGUGGAAGUGGAAGACCCCGCGCGUACGUAUACGCAUACGCAUACGCCCGGACUUUCUGACGCAACCCGCGCACAUACAUCGUCAUCGACAUCACCGCGGACGUCAAGAUCUCCGUACACCUCAUUUUCGCAUUCGUCUCAUUCACCAUCUCAUCUGCACGCCCACUCGCCACAUACACAUCCACAUCCACAUUCGCCCUCACACACACGCUUACACCCCCACUCGUCCUCGCCCUCGCACAAAUCAUCCCUGUCCAUACCCGUGCACCCAGCACACCGCCAUCCUCAUACGGCAAGGAGGCCCUCACUUACCAAGAGCAGACGGAGCAGCUUCAUGGGCGGGGCGAGCGUGGGGCGGAUUAUCUGCGACAUGCUGCCUAUUGACAAGGUGGAGGGCGGUGCGGGUCCGAAGUUGACGCCAACAUCGGAGAAGGAGAAGGAGACGUCAUUGUGUUCGGUGGUCCCAGCGUGUGGUCCGAGUUUGAGUUCGCGAGAGAAGGAGGAGAAGAAGGAGAAGAAGGAAGACGUAGGGGCCAAGACGUCAUUGGGAUCGUCGCCUACUCCGUUAUCAUCCACCCAGUCGACGUCAGUGGUGGGUGCGGUAUCGGCGUCUGCAUCAGCCACAGCGUCAUCGACAUCGACUUGCGGAUCGUCGACCUCGCUUGACGCUUCGACCGACGUCGGUAUUUCAAAUGCUGCUCCUUCAAACGUGAACGCCACUUCUUUGGAUGCACGUACGAAUGCCGCUUCAAGGGCGAUAUCAAGUGCAAGUGCAAGUACAAGUGCGCCUACAAAUCCGACGGCAAGGCCGACGAAGUGUACUAUCCCAGAACCUUCGACGCCUUCUCUCCUCACCACGACCACAACCACGAAUAUGUCCACAACCACAACGACAAAGACGGGAGGUACGGUACUCGACCCGGUAUCGUGUCUGCCCACCCCCGAGAUGGAAGUUGGAGAGGAAGGUGGUGGCGUCCUUCCUGGAAAUGUGUCUGGGCCUGCGACAGGUUCGAUAUCGACGCUGACGAACACACGGCCGGCUGUGGUGUCUCCUCCUACGAUAUCGUCGUCGUCGUCGUCAUCGUCAUCGCGUACAGACGUACACUCAACGUCUACCCCUCCAGUAUCAUCAUCUCUACCCCCGACAUCGACCUCCGCAACAACAUUAACAAUCUCAACAUCAGCACUACCAACCUCAACACUCCAACCACCCCUCCUAGUCCUCGUAAACCCAACACCGAACCCAACGCCGCACCCUACACCGCCUACCACUCCAUCGCUCGGUGGGCUCGUGGGCCUGGCAGGUCGCGGUGGCGGAGGGACGUGGUUGACGCCGCGCGGGCACGUAUCCCAAAGGAACGGGUUUAGCGGACACGCGCAGGACGGGCAAGAUAGAGAGAGAGAGAGAGCGGUAGGCCUCCUCCCGCCGUCGAGCGUGGUGGUGUUUGGUGCUGUCGUUGGGUUUAGCCUGUCGAGUCAGGAAGAUGCGAGGACGAGGACGAGGGGUGCGCAGCAGCAGCGGGUGGAGGCGGAUGAUCGAAGAACAGAUCGAUCGGAGGCGGGAUCGACGGGUGCGGGAGUUGCCCCGCGGUCAUCGUCUGGAUCGUCCGUGUCGGCGGAAGCGGGUUGUCCUUCGGACCAGCCUUCGGAGCAGCAGCAGCAGCCAGGGUAUGAGCACCGCGAACAGGAGUCCGCCCUCAUCCCUCAGGAGGUGCAGCGAGACGUGCGACGCGUCGGCCCCGAGGCGGCGUGGGAGACGCAGACGCACAUGAGCACGCAGACGCAGCAGCAUCGGGCGGAGGCGGAAGAGAUGACGUUGUCUUCGGAAUCGCGAUUGAAUGGCGUUGGGAGCGGGCACGAGGAGCGAGAGGCUGCGGGACGUGGGCAGCACGAGGAGCGAGAAGGGAGAGAGGCACUACCGGGAUCCGGUCCGGCGCUCGGAGGACAAAUACAAGGGCGACGAUCUUCGAGUCAAGCCCAAGCCCAAGGUCAAGGUCAAGGUCAAGGUCGGAGUCGACCCGCUUCGCCUAGCCGAUUAUCUCAAUCCAACAUUUCGCCUUUGCGUACGGGAACGAACAUGGAGGUUGGAUUACUCAACGCGCACGCCAUUUCUACGCCCUCUGCCGAUAACAUUACCUCUACCUCUACGCACAACGAACCGUCUAUGCCUAUGCUCGACGCUACAUCAACAUCGACCAGCAACACCCUUGCGUCUACCUCCACCGCCAACACGAACCGGCACUCUAUCUCGAGUGCGACGAGCGACCGGUCGUCUGCUACGAACGUGUCGAACAUGUCGGAGCUCACGAAUGGGACGAGCUCGACGCAUCUGUCUUCUUCGACGCACCUCUCGUCCUCCACCCACUUAUCUACCUCUACACAUCGUUCGAGUUCCACAAACCUCUCAUCAGCAACGCACAGCACCUCGCGCACGAGCUUGGAGGGCGAGGCACCCGGGGCAGGAGAGGGCGUAGAGGGUAUGGCGAUCCUGGUGGCGCAGAAGCGCCUGGGCUCGAUGUCGUCGACGACCGUGCAGAGUCUCGCGACGCUUGUUGAUAGGCGGGAUGGGCACGAGGGGGGUAUCUCAAAGGAGAGGCAGAAGCAGAAGGAGGUGGAUAGGGAGGUACAGGAGGAGGAAGAUGGCUUCGAGGACGUCGAUGAGGAUGAGGAGAGCAACGAUGAUGAGGGGGAGGAGGCAAGGGUGAUACAGGAGCACCAGCCGCGAGAGCCGAAGCCGAUAUCCCCGCGGACCAACCACAAUCACCAGCACACGCACAAGCUCAAGCGGAAGAACGAGGACGAGAGGAAGAAGAAGCGGAACAGCGCCCCGGUACCUUCGACGUCAUCUGCCCUGCUCCUGGCCUUAUCGCCCACUGGCCUUACCACCACCAGCACCACCACCUCGCGUAAUACCACUACCUCGCACAACACCACCACCAACCAACCAUCGACGAGUACGAACCCUAGUGGCUUCGCGCCGGAUAAGAGCCCUGUGUCGCCUACGAAACCUUCGUCGGGCUUUGGCAUGCGCAGGACAGGGACAGUGGCGAAGUUGAAGAGGACCGCGAGCGCGAGUGCGGGUGGGACGGCUACGGCUACGGCUACGGCGGGCAGGAGGAGGCCGUUGGUGCUUACUGCUACAACGACGGCAACGAUCGGUGCAGCGGCGGGUAUGGCGCGUCGGGCGAGUGCGGGAGCUGGCCCUGCUUAUGCUGUUGCUCCCAUCCCCGGCACCACGGGCGGAGGUGCAGGGCAAGGAGCUAGGAGGAGGAACGCAAGCACGAGCCGUAGCUCUGGGGGGGCUGCUGGCAGCUCCGUCGGUGCGUCCAACGGUACUGGCUCUGGAAGAAGGGUGGCGGGGACGAGCAGGAGCCGGAGUCGGGAGCCUUUGUCUGCUGGCGCUAUCACCGCUGGUGGUGGCCUGUCUGCUGGGCUAGCCGCGCUCGCGGCCGGUGCGAUCCCCCCACCGCCCGUACAGAAGAAGGCGGCUCUUGGUGUUGUUGGGGGUGGAAGAAGGGCCAAGUUCGUACUGGGCCGGGGGAGGCGGAAUGCUGCUGCUGCUGCUGUGGUUAUGGCGAGGCGGGGCAGCUCCGGUGCAGGUGCGGGGAAGAAGGAGAAGGAGAAGGUGGUAAGGAGCGUCGUUGAGGAUGAAGAAGAGGAGGAGAGUGGGAGUGGGAGUGAAGAGGAGGGGGAGGAGGAAGAUGAGAUGGGUAUGGAGCUUGAGAGGGAACGGGAGCGAGAACGUGAACGGGAGCGAGAAAGGGAGAGGGAGGUGAUGGAAAGACAGCAGCGCGAGGCGCGAGAACGGUUGCUGGCACGCGAGCGGGAGGAGCGCGAGAGGCAGGAGGAAAAGCAGAGAGAGAAGAUGCGCGCCGAGGCGCUGGAGAAGGAGCGCCAGCGCAAUAUCGUGCUCGUCCAGCAACAGCAGGAGGCGGAGCGGGUGCGGCUGAUGAGGCUGCAGGGCGUCCCUGCGCCGAACGCUGGGCAACAGCAACUCCCAUUACCCCUACCACCUUCCCACCUCCAACCCACACCUCUCCACACCCACAUACAAUCUCAGGAUGGUCUUGGUCUUGGAGCGGGCGUCCCGAGCUCGUCGAAACGACCGGUCCGGUUCAAUAUCGGGUCCAACUCGGAUGAGGGGAGCGGGAUGGGGUCGAAGAGCGCGGGUAGUGGGUCGGAGAGCGUGUCGGCGUCGGGUGUGGGUGCAGGUGCAGGUGCAGGUCCGAUUGUGGGUGGAGGAGGUGGUGCGGGGUUGAUGAGGCCGAUGAUGGCUGCGAAGGCUCCUGGUGGUGUUGGAGGAACAGGGACGGCACUGAACACCUCCAAGCCGCCGAGCAGGCAACAGUCGACGUACCAGCCCGCGGGUGGGGGAGAGGCGGAGCGGAUGGCAGAGGUACAGAGGCAGUUGCAGUUGCUCCACUUCCAGCAGGAGCAGCAGCAGGCGAAGGGCAAGGAGCGCGAGCGCGACGUGGCGCCUCCUUCCGCUCCUCCUUCUCCUGCUCCUGCUCCUGUUGCUGGGCCGUCCAAGGGGGUUGCUACCAAGUCCAGUCCUACCAAGUCGCCCAAGUCGCCGAACACCAAAUCGAACUCCAAGUCCAAUGCCAACGCCAAGGCAAACGGGAAGACUAGCAACGGAGGCGGCGGCGCUGGAGGUGGAGGUGGAGGUACGGGUAGAGGUACAGGCGCAGCAAAGUCCCUCGACAAAGAGCUCGCAGCCAAGAUCGAGAAAUCGCUCGCCGACCCGCUCUUACCACAGAAGAAGCUGCGCGUGGUCCUGCAGACCGAGUCCGAGUUCGAGACGGACACGGACGACGACGAUGGGAGCGCUUGGUCGAGCGAGGAUAUGAGUGGGGAGGAGCGUCUUGCAGAGCAACGCCAGCUAGAAGAGGAGAAACGAAGGCAGGAAGCUGAGGUGCGGCAGAGAAGGGAGCAGGAGCAGAUUCAACAGCAGUUGUAUCAGCAGCACCAGCAGCAGUUGCUUGCUCGUCAGCGGCAACAACAGCAGGCCCAACUCCAAGCCCAGGGCCAAGGCCAACAACCCACUCGAGCCCCGAACGUCCAACGCACGCAGUCAAGCCACUACCCCGGCGUCGCUCCCACCGCCACCACCGCCCUUGCCCCAACCAAUGCUCCGACCAACGCCCCGACCACCACCACCAAAAAUCAACACACCUCGCGCAACCGCCACGCCCAAGCGCACGCCCAACACCUCACCUCCCACCACCAACAGCUCCUCCUCGCCGAAGCCGCGCGGAAACUCCAACAACACCAACACUCACACUCCAACACCGAGCUGAUCACCAAGCUCCCCACGUCGUCGUUCCAGGACCUCGCGAAAGCGCGCACGAGGAGUGUGGGUUUGUUGAGCCAGUUGAUGAACCCGCCGUUGGAGGUCCUCCCGGUGGGGGUGUUGCCGAUUGGACAUCCGUAUAGAAGGGGGGCGAGUUCGGGGGCCAUUCAAGGACAAGGACAAGGACAUGGGUUUGGGAUGGGCAGGGGGUUUGGCGGGUUGGCACCGAUGGCGCCGAUGCAGCCGUUGACGCAGGCACCACCAGCGCAAGGGCAGCAGCAGAGGCAGACGAACGGAGCUGGUGUUCCUCCCCAAGCUCAACGAGAAGCUCAGCCACAGGCUGCAGCUCCUGGGCCUGCCGCCCAAGCUCAACGUCGACCUCCGCUAGAGCACCCGCAACCGACGAAAGCUCCUGCUCCUGCUCCAGUUCAACCUCCAGCUGCGCCCAAUGCCAACGCCAACGCCAACGCCAAAGCCUCCCGACCCCAAGAAUACCGACGCGCGAGCACCGACAGCACCAAGUCCAAAAAGUCCACUGCAACUUCGCGUACGACUGCGACUGGGACAAACGCGCUCUCACCACCGAUGAGAGCUCCGGGGUUGCAGCUGACGAAGAGCGCGGCUGCGCUGCCGAUGUCGUCGAAUGUACUUGUGGGGAGCGUCGCUACGGCUGGGGUGCAGGGGUAUGACCUCAACACGCCUCCUAACGCUAACGUCAAUGCGAAUGCGAACCUCAAGCCCAACUCGAACCUCAACCUCAAGCCCAAGGCCCCCACGCCCAACACAGCUCUAACGAACGCCGCCCCAACCCAAACAACUGUCGUCCAGCUCCAACACCAACACCAACAUCAACACCACCAAACCACUGACUCAACCGGCGGUGGUUACAGACCACGCGGCCGGCCAACGGACCAAGAGCUGGAGGAUACAGAGAGCGACGACGAGGAGCCGGGCGGGUCGAGAGGGAUCCAGGUGUCGGAGAGCGUCGCGGCGGAGAAGCUGAAGGCGCUGGCGGAGAGGAGGGGGAUUGUGCCGAGGAGGGGGGUGGAGGGAGGGCAGGGACAGGGAGGGAUGGGGCAGGGAGGAGGGAUGGGGCAAGGCCAAGGCCAAGGACAGCAAGGAGACGAAGAUGAGGUACCGCAGUGGGCGAGGGUCGAGCUGCCGAACGUGCCGAGAGGGCAGCAGCAGGAUGGGAGGACGCAAUCGCAGGGGCAGGGACAGCAGCAGCAGCAAUUACCGCCAGCGCAAGCUCAAGCUCAAGCCCAGGCGCAGCUACAAGCCCAAUUGCUCCAAGCCCAAGCCCAAGCGCCCAGAAACCCACCCGCUAACAACAGACGCUCGCUCAACGGCCUCCACUUCACCCCUACCCACCCCUCCCACCCCCUCCCUCCUCACCAGCCCCUCAUCCCGGCGCCCAUCCCCGUCGGACACCCGUACAACCUCCCGCCCCCCGCUCCUCCUUCCACACCACGCACGACCCGGCGCCAGAUGCUCGCGACCGAGCUCUCCGAGUCUUUACGCAGAAACUUGUUAUGGGAACGGCAGGUGUCGAAGGCUAAUUUGGCGGCGGUGAAGAGGACGCAGAGCGGUGGUGGUGGGGGGAGGGGUGGGCUGUUGGGCGGGCUGCAGCCUCUGAGUGCUAUGGGUGGUGCGGGCGCCGGACAGGGUAUGGGCGGGGGAGGGGCAGGACAAGGACAAGGGUUAGCGCCGGCCCCAAGCGUGGUACAGCUGCAUGUGAAGGGGACGCUCCCGCCUGAGGCGGAUGAGGACGCGAGAACGAGGCGGAGGAGAGACGAGGAGGAGAGGGAGGCGCUGAAGAAGAGGGCGAUGGCGCGGAAUCGGAGUUGGGCGGACGAUUAUCAUCGGACGGGGUGGUGA